AUUUGAUAAAUGGUUAAACAGUAUAUAUUCGGCAGAUCGGCUCCAAACUCAGCAUCCAUUUGCUGCUGUUGGCAGGGUUAAUAUGUUUUCAUAAAUUGGAGCACAGUACCGGCGGCUUCUAUACUGGAGAACACUAGUUACGGCGUUGACUCGAACAAUUACUCGCUAACACUCUCGACUGUCUUCAUCUACAUGAUGAUCCUCGGAUAAUAUCUAAUAAUCCUCACCUCGACAUUUCAACAUUUGAAGACCGAGCUUCUUCUCAUGACCCCAGACCCUAUUGCUUCGGAGUUGCUUCCGAACAGCCUCAACAACCAGGAACAUGCAAGCGAAAUAACCCCACGAUCACCCGUGCAAGAGAUAAUACCGUCCGGACUCUGCAUGUUCAUAAUCUCACACAAAAGCGCUGCUGAUCAACGAUGUAACUGUCCGGGCUUCGCAAGAAAUGCCGCGCUACCUGGUGCAUACUGCUCUUGCGGCCACCAAGCAUCUUACCAUUCGCAUCAAGAUGAUGAUGGACAUAUGCCUCCACCGCCAGUAGCGGCGAAUACUAUCCCUACUUCUAUAGACCCAUUAUGCACCUCUCCCUCCCACGCAACUCUCGUGCAUAGAAUCCAGCAUCUAGAAUCCGAACACGCAAAUGACAGGAAACAAUGGGAGAAAGAGCUGCGUCGAGAGCGGCAUUCACGACAAGAAGAUAUCAGGACGCUACGUGAAGCAAUGCAUGCGUUUUUCCGGGUCAUUGAGAAAGAUAUUCCGCGCCAGUUCGCAGAUGUAGAAGACAGGAUUGAGAGUUUGGUGGAUCAUCAUCAGCGGGUGCGGGAAAAGAUUGUUAGUGUGGACGAUUUCUCGAUGGCGUUAGAUGAUAGGGUUAUGGAGUUGGAGAAAGUGGUUUCUCCGAGUAGGUUUGAUGAUGGGGGAGGGGAGGGGGAGAGGGCGAGGCAGGGAGAUGGAGAUGGUUUGGUAAUGAAUGACUUCAGGGUUCCUCUGUCUAUAUCCAACUCUCAUAUUCGGCAGAACGGUGGACAUGUUCUGAAUAUCAAGGAAGAGGCGCCAGAAAAUGAUAGCACUUUGAGACAUAAGAAGAGAGCAUCGCAUUCGUCAAAUCCUUACAAUCCAAUGCCUGGCUUGUCAACUGGAGAGCCGCAUCAUGUCCCCAACCAACUACAAACUCUUCCUAAAGAGCCCGCAGCUAUGAAGAGGAAACGAAGUAUCCAGGUGGAACGGAAGUCAGAAUCCGGUAUAAGACUUACUCUGCCAAACCCACCACCAUUGCUAUUAUCAGACUAGAUUUGCUAGCUGUCGAAUAUAACAGAAGAUCUUGAAA
Molecule: messenger RNA, 1327 nt
Organism: Talaromyces proteolyticus
Lineage: Eukaryota; Fungi; Ascomycota; Eurotiomycetes; Eurotiales; Trichocomaceae
Exons: 1
Coding region: 265-1290 (341 amino acids)
Source: RefSeq, a predicted model, not a curated record